Arvicola amphibius (Eurasian water vole) is the source of this 1753-nucleotide messenger RNA. It is a transcript of the gene Ipmk, whose product is annotated as inositol polyphosphate multikinase. Gene Ontology annotation, molecular function: inositol-1,4,5-trisphosphate 3-kinase activity; inositol tetrakisphosphate kinase activity. Gene Ontology annotation, cellular component: nucleus; cytoplasm. The record is from RefSeq and is a predicted model, not a curated record. The transcript is spliced from 6 exons. NCBI's taxonomy places the organism in Eukaryota, Metazoa, Chordata, Mammalia, Rodentia, Cricetidae. Gene Ontology annotation, biological process: inositol phosphate biosynthetic process. Bases 99 to 1289 code for a protein of 396 amino acids.
GCGGGCAGCGCGGUCUCGGUAUGGGUCCGCGCGCUAGGCCUGCGCGGGCGAUGCCGUCCGGUCCUCCCUGACGCCUGACGCCGAGUGCCGCCGCCCCGAUGGCCGCCGAGCCCCCUGCGCUGCGCCUGCGGCCGCCGGGGAGCGCCGGGGACAGCCCGCCAGUGCCGCGCCUGCUCGGAGGCUGCGUGCCGCUGUCGCAUCAGGUGGCUGGCCACAUGUACGGCAAGGACAAAGUGGGCAUACUCCAACCCCCAGACGGUACCGUUCUGAAACAGCUACAGCCACCGCCGCGGGGCCCCCGAGAGCUGGAAUUUUAUACCAUGGUUUACGCCGCUGACUGUGCCCGAUGCUGUUCUCCUGGAGCUGCGGAAACACCCUGCCAAAUACUAUGGCGUCUGGUCUCCUCCCACCGCACCAAACGAUGUAUACCUAAACUGGAAGACGUGACUCAUAAGUUCAACAAGCCCUGUAUAAUGGAUGUGAAGAUAGGGCGGAAGAUCUAUGACCCCUUUGCCUCCUCAGAGAAAAUCCAGCAGCAGGUCAGCAAGUACCCUCUGAUGGAGGAGAUCGGGUUCCUGGUGCUCGGCAUGAGGGUUUAUCAUGUUCAUUCUGACAGCUACGAGACACAGAACCAGCACUAUGGAAGAAGCUUAACAAAAGAGACGUUAAAGGAAGGUGUCUCCAAGUUUUUCCACAAUGGCUUCUGUUUAAGAAAAGACGCGAUUGCUGCCAGUAUUCAGAAGGUUGAGAAGAUUCUCCAAUGGUUUGAAAAUCAGAAGCAGCUUAACUUUUAUGCAAGCUCAUUACUGUUUGUUUAUGAAGGUUCAUCUCAGCCAGCUACUACAAAAUCCCACGAGAGAACUUUGGCCGGGAAGUUUCUCUCCAAAGGCCACCUGUCAGACGCAGGUGUCUUGGAAUGCAAUAACAACUUUCACCUGUUUAGCUCCCCGGCCAACGGGACAUCAGUAGGCAAAAGUUUAUCCAAGGUGUACGCAAGGCACAGAAAGCUGUACUCCAAAAAGCACCACAGUCAGACUUCACUGAAAGUUGAGACGCUGGAGCAAGACAACGGGUGGAAAAGCAUGUCCCAGGAGCAUCUGAACGGAAAUGUGCUGUCCCAACUGGAAAAAGUGUUCUACCACCUUCCUGCGGGGCGUCAGGAGACGGCAGACGUGGAAGUGCGGAUGAUAGACUUUGCUCACGUGUUCCCUAGCAACACCGUCGAUGAGGGCUAUGUUUACGGUCUGAAGCAUUUGAUUGCUGUCCUGCGGAGUAUUUUAGACAGUUGAGUCUUGCUGUGGUCUGUGAAGGAGUGGCCCGGUCACCGUGGCAAGCCGCAGGCGUUCCCUGUGCACCUGUAAUGCUCUGUAUAAAGUUUGUAUUGUGAGUCAGCGUUCUAUUUGUCUUUAUACUUUUGGUAGAAGGUUAACUUUUUUAUAUUCUUACUCAGGAAUACUAAUUUGUUCAUUAGAAAACUAUGAAGACUAAAGAAACAGGAAUGUCGAGCAGGGAACGUGCGGGACAGGGAGUAGACAGCUGUAACACUCUGGCAAAGUGCAAACCGUUUUGCAGUCAUUCAGAAUUCAUGUCGCUUUGUGUAGCCUGUCACCAAGGAACCUGUCCACCCAACCUUGCCGGUGAGCCGUGUCUAAACUAUGACGCUGUCAGGCCAUCCCCUUAAUCUGGAAGGCACAGGCUCUUUUCAUCAGGACCAGUGUGCCCGAGCUCCCUAAAACUGGAGAACAUUUCACAC